Alternaria arborescens is the source of this 588-nucleotide messenger RNA. RefSeq lists its product as hypothetical. The record is from RefSeq and is a predicted model, not a curated record. The coding region runs from base 1 to 588 and encodes 195 amino acids. Lineage: Eukaryota; Fungi; Ascomycota; Dothideomycetes; Pleosporales; Pleosporaceae. The transcript is spliced from 3 exons.
AUGGCUCGUCGGAAUCGCGCUAGCGCUAAAGGUGGCGUUUCCAUCGUACCUGAAGCCGUGACAACUGCUUCUGAUUCCUCAAGCGAUUGCAGCACUCCUCCCCCAAGCGACAACGGUUCUUCCGAUCAAGGCCAUGACUAUUUCACGCAGGAAGAAUUUCACGGAUUUGUCCCGAGCCCUGAAGACGAUCUGAUAGCCAAACUAAGUAAGCUCUCUAUUCAUCAAGGUUGGUCCAAGAACGAGGAGAAGCGACGUCGCGCCGAAGUCGUUGAGUUUGAGGUAUUACGACACUACGGCCCCGACAAGUCGAGCCUGGCAAAGUGGCAGGAACUGUGUCGCGACGUCAAGAUCGAUCCUAUACCACAGUCUAUCACACAGUGCAAGAAAGCUCUCUCACGCGUUUAUGUCAACAUCUUCAACAUCCUAGACCACCGGAACGAUCCAGAGCGCUAUCCAGUCAUUACCUUCAAGAACUACAAGCUCUUCCGCGCAUACACCCUUAAGAGUCGUAUCUUCCCUUUGGAUCAAGCGAAGGAGGAAGGGUUUGUCAAGGCUCUUCUUCGCCCGCUCUUCAUGAACAAGAAGUAG